Messenger RNA from Menidia menidia (Atlantic silverside), 979 nucleotides. NCBI's taxonomy places the organism in Eukaryota, Metazoa, Chordata, Actinopteri, Atheriniformes, Atherinopsidae. The record is from the annotation of a GenBank genome assembly.
CCCCGCAAAGAAAGCCGCUACUUCUAGAGCUCGUCAGUCCACGGUCCACGAACUACAAGCAUGGAGAUGCUCGCCCUUCUGCUGGUGUCCGCUCUGGCCCUGCUGCCCGGCCCGUCCGGCGCCGGCCCCACGCCACACAACCCCCUGGAAUCCGUGAUCGACACUACAAAGAAACUGAAGGAGACUUACAAACAGGAGCACUUCGUUGAGGACGUCCAGCCCCUGGCCGACGCCGGCUGCAUGGAAGAAUUCUUCUGCAAAGCAGGGGCGAUCUUGAAAAACCAUUCCAUCUCUUUCUCGUCUACCGAGGAUGAGAAGAGGCUCGCCAGAGAAAUCCACGUUUACACGAAGAAAUUCGAGAGAAACUGCGAAGACAUUCUGAAGAACGUGAAGGUGUCGCACAUGAAAAAGCCUCUCUCUGCUUUUCUGGAGCUGGUUCUGGUGUGUAGUCAGAGUAACUACAUGCACAGGAAAGGUCUCUGAGGACAAACCGCAGUGAGAAGCGGCGUCCAAUGAUGCACCUUUGUUUCGAAAGUGUUGGUAUGCGUCCUGUUAUCACCACACCACAUUUUGUUAAAUGGCAUUUUUCUAAAACGUCUAAGGGCAGUUUGAUCUGAGAUAGCAGAUAGGUUCGGUUUUAUUGUCUUCUUUGUUAAAAAGUUGGUUAGCUUUUAUUUUAUUUUUUUAUAGUAAUGACUCCUUGCAGUACAGUUACAGUGUUUAACUUGGGUAAAAAAAAAAACAAGGUUAAGAUUUUGUUUGUCAAGUCGGCCAUCUUUUAUCUAGCCAGCCGUUGUUGUACCAACUUCACACUGUUGUGACCCACAUCCACCAGCUUAUUUAUUUCUUCUGGUUUUAUUUAAUGUAACUUAAGUUUCACGUGAUAUCUGUAUUUGAAUGGAAUAUUUAUUGUAAUGUUUUCGUGAAUACAGCAAUGGAAUUGGUGUCUGUAGAACAAUAAAUCCUGCCCUUGAGUGGA